UGGACCGCGGCAGGCGGGGCGCGCCUUCCGGAGCGUGGCUGGCGGGGCCCGGCGGGCGGGGCCGGGAAAGGGGCCGUUACUUUCCCAGAGUGGCGGGGAGGGCGACGUCAGGCGGAAGGGCGCGGGACUCGCACGCUUUAAAUGGCAUUCGCUGUCAUCCGAGCUCGCAGUCGUGUGGGCAGAGGCGGGCUAUAUAAGCGACGAGGCGGGCCGCCGCGAGGCACACGGCGACAGCGACAGCAGCUGCAGGGAGCUUCCAGGAGCGCCGCGGAGUAGCGCAGCACAAUCCCGCGUCCCCCGACGGGCCCGCCCGCCCGCCAUCCCUCCACGACAGCGCCGGCUCGGGCCAGCGAGGCCCGCCGCCACCCCGCAGCAGAUUUGGAUCCCCCGCCCGGAGAGCCUCAGGCUGCCGCCUCCCGGGGGACCCCGGAGUCGCGGCCGCCCCCGGAGAGCCCGGGCGCCCCGCCGCCCCCCGGCCCCGCAGCCACCGACGGCGCCAUGGCAGCCGCCAAGCCUGGCGAGCUCAUGGGCAUCUGCUCCAACUACCAGGCGGUGAUGCCGCACUUCGUGUGCCUGGCCGAUGAGUUCCCGCAGCCCGUGCGGCCCGCCAAGCUGCCCAAGGGCAAGGGCCGGCUGCGGCGGCCGCGCCAGUCCCGCUUCAAGACGCAGCCGGUGACCUUCGACGAGAUCCAGGAGGUGGAGGAGGAGGGGGUGUCCCCGAUGGAGGAGGAGAAGGCCAAGAAGUCGUUCCUGCAGAGCUUGGAGUGCCUGCGCCGCAGCACGCAGAGCCUGUCGCUGCAGAGGGAGCCUCUCGGCAGCUGCAAACUGAGGAACAGCCUGGACUCCAGCGACUCCGACUCGGCCCUGUGAGGCAGCAGCCGAUUUGGGGACUCGCUCCGCCACCACGCGCCAGAGAGCAGCGGGCGCACCCGGAGGGGACCCGCACCCCGAGGCGGCCCGGACCAUCGGGGAUCUGCACUCCUCGCUCGUUCUGACUCCUGCCCGGCCGAGGACACGCCGGAGCCCCGGAGCCCGUUCGGGGACGCCAGGGAGGGGAGUCGCUUUCUUUGCCCUUGUAAAUGUUUAUUUUUUAACUCUUCCCCAGUAAGAACUCUGCUGUGAGUGUGCGCGGGAGGCGGCCCGCGCUGCGUCGGCUCGCCGCGACCCUGGGGUCGCCGCUGCAAAGCCUUUGGUUUGCAACUCCGAUUUUGCACACCGCUCCACUGUGCCCCACCCCAGCGCACAUCCGUUCACACUCACGCGACACUCUUCGCUGAACACUUUUUAUAAUUGUUGGGCUGGCAGAGGGGACUUGGGGCGCAGCGCGCCUGCUGCUGCAGCCGAAGGAUUGAUAUUUAUUUUUGCAUUGCAAUAGCUGAAGGCGUUUUAUUUAACGGUCUUUUUACUUGGAUGUUGUCUGUGAGGCGUCCGAAUGGACACAAAUAAAGUCAAUAUAUUUACACAGUG
Microtus oregoni (creeping vole) is the source of this 1467-nucleotide messenger RNA. It is a transcript of the gene CUNH11orf96, whose product is annotated as chromosome unknown C11orf96 homolog. Lineage: Eukaryota; Metazoa; Chordata; Mammalia; Rodentia; Cricetidae. The transcript has a single exon. The record is from RefSeq and is a predicted model, not a curated record.